GAGCGGUUGUGCAAAUCGCCCGAGGUCGCCCGCCCUGCUUGGGUGGCCCCGCUCUCGGGAAACAGGUCCAAUAGGAAGGUGACCCGCAGACCCGGCGGGAACCCUGAGGUGCCCCGGGCUCUUCACAGCGGAGGCCGUGGUUCCAGCCGGGACGCAGCCUCGCAGCCUGCAGCCCCGGGGUCUGAGCAGUGACUGCGCCCCCGGCCAGGGGAAGUGGCGGGGCCUUAGUCACCUGGGCUCCUCCCAGGCUCGCCUGGGGACCCCCGAGAGAGCUGCGGGCGGCCUCAGGGACGCGAUGGGAGGUCCUGGGAGGCCCGGGGGUGGGGGUGACCUGCGUCCCCGGCGCGCUCCCCGCCCUCCCGCCUCAGAGCUUCCUUCGGCCACCUCUGGCUCUUAAAAACUGCAGGCUGCGCCGCCUCCUCCCCGAGGGAGCAAGAUCCAGCAGGCCGGGCCGGGCGUGCCCUCGCCUGCCCGCCGCGCCGCGCGGGCCUCGCAGUGUCGCUGCGGCCGCCUGGGCGGCCCCCGCCGGGGUCUCGGCCGCAAGCGUGCACGUGCGCGGCCCAGGCCGGGCGCAGCAGGCCGGGACAGGAGUUAAGAUGCUGAAUUUAAUGUCUGGGCACCAGAAACCCUGCAGAGUUUUUGAAGAAGAGGCUCUAAGGAAAAGCAAAAACAAAAACUGUCCUGCUCUGCAGGGUCGGCUGGCGCAUCCCCCUCCUCCUUCCAUCUGAUCUGGGGCUGCCUCUUCUGCCGCAGACUCCGCCUGCACCACAAUGCUCUCCGGUGACUUCGCGGCUGCGUCCUGGGAGCUCGUGGUCCGAGUUGACCACCCAACCACGGAGGAGCAAAGGGACGUCACACUGAGGGUGUCCGGGGACCUGCACGUGGGCGGCGUGAUGCUCAAACUGGUGGAAGAGAUCAACGUGGCCCAGGACUGGUCUGAUUUCGCUCUGUGGUGGGAGCAGAAGCGUUGCUGGCUCCUGAAAACCCACUGGACCCUGGACAAGUAUGGGGUGCAAGCCGACGCCAGGCUCCUCUUCACCCCGCAGCACAAGAUGCUACGCCUUCGCCUGCCCAACCUGAAGACCGUGCGGCUGCGCGUCAGCUUCUCGGCCGUGGUGUUCCGAGCUGUGGGCGACAUCUGCAGGGCCCUGAAUAUUAGAAGAUCGGAAGAACUUUCCUUGUUAAAGCCUUCUGGUGACUGUUUUAAGAAGAAAAAGAAGAAAGACAAAAAUAAUAAGGAGCCUGUUAUUGAAGAUAUUCUGAACCUAGAGAGCUCCCCGACAAGCUCGGGUUCCCCGGGAAGUGCUGGCUUAUACAGCAAGACCAUGACUCCCACAUACGACCCCAUCACCGGAACACCAGUGUCGUCCACCGUGACGUGGUUCAGUGACAGUCCCUUGACCGGACAAAGCUGCAGUGUCCUCGCCUUCAGCCAGCCUCCCCAGUCCCCAGAAGCGCUGGCUGAUAUGUUCCAGCCCCGGUCCUUGCUGGAUAAAGCCAAGCUCAACGCAGGCUGGCUGGAUUCCUCCCGCUCCCUCAUGGAACAAGGCAUCCAAGAGGAUGAGCAGCUGCUGCUACGAUUCAAAUACUACAGUUUCUUUGACUUGAAUCCUAAAUACGAUGCUGUCAGAAUAAACCAGCUCUACGAACAAGCCAGGUGGGCUGUGCUCUUGGAAGAAAUUGACUGCACAGAGGAAGAAAUGUUGAUCUUCGCGGCACUCCAGUAUCACAUCAGCAAGCUGUCACUGUCCAAUGAAACCCAGGAUUUUACCAACGAGUCUGAGGUUGACGAAGUGGAAGCCGCACUUUCUAAUUUAGAGGUGACCCUCGAAGGUGGAAGAGCAGACAGCACUUUGGAGGACAUUACUGAUAUCCCUAAACUUUCGGAUCAUCUCAAAUUAUUUAGGCCUAAGAAGCUGAUAUUAAAAGCUUUCAAACAAUAUUGGUUCGUCUUUAAGGACACAUCCAUAGCCUACUUUAAAAAUAAGGAACUUGAACAAGGAGAGCCAGUAGAAAAACUCAACCUCAAAGGCUGUGAAGUCGUCCCAGAUGUGAAUGUAGCGGGGAGGAAGUUCGGAAUCAAGUUACUGAUCCCUAUCGCUGAUGGCAUGAAUGAAGUAUACUUGAGGUGUGAUCAUGAGAAUCAGUAUGCCCGGUGGAUGGCUGCCUGCAUCUUGGCGUCAAAGGGCAAAACCAUGGCAGACAGCUCCUACCAGCCCGAGGUCCUCAACAUCCUUUCAUUUCUGAGGAUGAAAAACCGGAACUCGUCCUCAGAAGUGGCUUCCAGUCUCCAAAGCAUGGACAUGAACCCAGAGUGUUUUGUGUCCCCUCGAUGUGCAAAAAAGCACAAGUCUAAACAGCUGGCAGCCCGGAUCCUGGAAGCCCACCAGAACGUGGCCCAGAUGUCCCUUGUUGAAGCCAAGCUGCGCUUCAUUCAGGCCUGGCAGUCUCUGCCGGAGUUCGGCCUCACCUACUACCUCGUCAGAUUUAAAGGAAUCAAGAAAGAUGACAUUCUGGGAGUUUCAUAUAAUAGGUUGAUCAGAAUCGAUGCAGCCACUGGGAUUCCAAUCACAACGUGGAGAUUCACCAAUAUGAAGCAGUGGAAUGUCAACUGGGAGAUCCGGCAGGUGGCCAUCGAGUUUGACCAGAACGUCUCCAUCGCGUUCACCUGCCUGAGCGCGGACUGCAAGGUGGUGCACGAGUGCAUCGGGGGCUACAUUUUCCUGUCCACCCGCUCCAAGGACCAGAAUGAAACGCUCGACGAGGACCUGUUUCACAAACUGACUGGUGGUCAGGACUGAGGCGAAGCGGGCGGGCCCGGCCUCGUCCUCCCUGGGAAAAUGGGGUGUGUGGAGCGGGUAGACCUGGCCAGUGUGUGCUGGGACUAAAGGACUCCAGAUCCUCACCUCAUUCCAGUGCAUCUCUGUCCUGACCUCGCCCAUGCCAGCACCGUGCAGCGGCCUCGGCUGUCUCCUCUGGACAGUGGGUGGUGAGAAGAGGGGGCCGUCGGGCUGCCCCAAGGCCCAGUGUGGGGCCGCAGUUCCGCCGGGCGUUCACUGCAGGCUGCCUCAUUGCUCAGUCAGCUAAAGACGGGAGACAGAAACCAGGAAAGUAAGUACACAGCCUCGGCCCCAAACUCGGGUUGAAGAGAAACCGGUCUUCCCUCGCCGACGCAAAUGUCAGCGCCGCCCGUCUCCACACCUUCUCCGGGGAGAUCUAGGCGGUGAGGGCGGGGUGGGGUUAUUGGUACCAGUUGGCACCAGAGGUCGGAGAAGUGGUCUUCAGCAUCACCCUUUGCUUACGGUGACAUCUGCCGAGGUGACCAUCUGGUCUUGGUCGCUGCUGCUCUUCUGUUAUUGCUGUCACCCGGAGCCCACCUUCUACUCCUGGGCGGCCCGGUGACACAUUAAAGGCCUUCUUGAAGGCACGAGUGACAGCGGGUGCAAGGACACUCACUCCUCAACCCAGAUCCACAUCUCCACUGCUUCUGCUCAGGCUGGGGCUUGGGAAGUCAGGCACAGUUCUUUGUUUAUGAAAACCACCUCCCGGCAAUUGCCAAGGGGUCCAGUCAGGGCUUCAUCCAGCUGGUGAAGGAGCAAGGCAGAGCUCUCUGCAGAGAGCACCAUGUUCAUGGUCUGCAUGGUAGGGAGGACUCGUGGGAACCCAUGUCCUCCUGGCCUUGUCCCUCAAGGUUUUUGGGUUUUCGCUGGGCGUAACGGUGCACGCUUAUAAUCCUAGCCCUCGGGAGGCUGAGGCAGGAGGAUCAUUGCAAGUUCAAAACCAGCCUGGGCUACAAAGUGAGUCAAGGCCAGCCUGGACCGCAUAGCAAGACCCUGCCUCAAAAAGACAAAAAAAGGGUGGGGGAGGUUUGACUUUUCUAAAACACAAGCGAGGGCCAGACCUUCUCCUCCGCUUCCCUCUGUGUCAUCCACCUUAAAUCUUGAGCAUGCACCUGCCUGAAGCAUCACUCUCCAUUUUGGUUUGUUCACAGUGGGAAGAGUGGGUGUGAAUAAGGUAAAAAGCAAUACUAAAAGUAAAGGGAAAUUGCUUGUUUUAUGAAACAUUCUUCUGCUGCCCCAAGAACCUGCAUUGAAAAGUGAAGCCAAGAGCUCCAAUUCCAUUUCCAGUUCUCUUCAAUUGUACCCCACAGGGGCCGGGCCAGGGCCCCGACGCCCUCCAGCCUUAGCUGUGAAAAGCAGAAUCUUAGCAAGUGUGGGAGCCACAUAGCCUCAGCCCCGGGGGAGCCCCGGCCCCGAGCCGGAAGCUGCCCUCGGAAUUCUCUGCUUAGACACAGCUGCUCCUGGAGCUCCCAGGAACCAGCUGAAUUUCUGUGACCUGGAUCGAAGCUCAGACAUGAUUUUAGGCAUGGAAAAUCUGGUUCCUAUCAGACAGAACCCUGUGCUAGGCAUACUGGUGUUGGUCAUUGCUCUGUAGCCCAGAGCUCUAUAGUCUGCACCCAGACAGGUCUUCAGAGUCUCACUGUGCAGUCCAGGCUGGCCUUGAACUCACUUAUGUAGCCCAGGCUGACCUCAAAUUCUCAAUCCUCCUGCCUCAGCCUCCCAAGUGCUGGGAUUACAGGCAUGCACUACCAUGCCCAGCCUAGACAGGUCUUUAAGGUCAUAAUGGACUCCUUAAAAUGGUGCGUCUCUUAUUGCAUGCCACCUGUUUGUUGCCAACAAGAGCCACACCUGCUGUCCCAUUGCUGGCCAAGUCCCUUCCCCUCCCUUAGCGGGUCAGGAUGGAAUGACAUUGCCAGGAAAGCUCUCCCUGGAAUUGACUGGUUUGAACCAGGCUUUCUGUUGGCUAAUGCUUUCAGGAGAGCGCUUCUGCAAUUACACAGAAACGUCCCAAAGGAAUGGAUACAUGGGGCAAGAUGACCUUAAACGCCACUGUUCGGAGUCCACCCCAAAGACUUUUUCCUCCUACACUGGGUACAAAAGGUCACCUGACUUCCUAUGAUGAAAUUUUAAAUUAAUGUGUGCCUUUUAGUACUGCUUGCUGUCUCAGUCAACCCCAGAUGCCGUGACCCCCAUUUUUUACUAUUGUGUAUGACUUUUCCAAGUAAAAGGUUUCCAUGGAUGUGAAUACAGUCCAGUCUGUACCCUGUC
Molecule: messenger RNA, 5108 nt
Organism: Chinchilla lanigera (long-tailed chinchilla)
Lineage: Eukaryota; Metazoa; Chordata; Mammalia; Rodentia; Chinchillidae
Gene: Fermt1
Product: fermitin family member 1
Biological process (GO): integrin-mediated signaling pathway; cell-matrix adhesion
Cellular component (GO): focal adhesion
Molecular function (GO): integrin binding
Source: RefSeq, a predicted model, not a curated record